Messenger RNA from Oncorhynchus tshawytscha (Chinook salmon), 925 nucleotides. It is a transcript of the gene commd5, whose product is annotated as COMM domain containing 5. The coding region runs from base 152 to 808 and encodes 218 amino acids. The transcript has 7 exons. Gene Ontology annotation, cellular component: nucleus. The record is from RefSeq and is a predicted model, not a curated record. NCBI's taxonomy places the organism in Eukaryota, Metazoa, Chordata, Actinopteri, Salmoniformes, Salmonidae.
CCAUUAGAAGAAGGCAUGUCAUGUGAUCUACCAUUACAGAAAUCUUCUGGAAUAAAUAAACCGACAAGCUAGUCAACUCAAACAUCAUCAUUUGAAAAGAGGUUACGCUCAUUUAGGUUUGUUCAAAAAGUUUAGCUAUAUAUGAAGUAUAAUGUCGUCAAGCCAUGCCAAAGUCGCGGUUGGUGCAUCCAAAGACUCAAGUUUUUUGGGAGGAAGGAUACCAUCAGAAAUCGAAAUCAUGGCUAAACAGCUGAAGGAUUUAGACCAAGAAAUGUUUAGAAAAAUAUUGAAAGCGGUGGUGAGUGCUAUUGAGGGCAAGGACUGCAGAGAAGCAAUGAAGGCUAUCGCGGAAAAUGCUGCCCUCCCUGAAGAACGGUUGAGUUAUGUUGUGGCUGGAAUGUACAGACUCCUAAAAGAGGCAUUACGUAUCCCCACAUCAUCGUUAAAACAAGAGGUCUUCAAAGAAGAUCUACGGGAACUAAGGAUACCUGAGGAAUUCAUCACAGACUUUGCAAGUGUGGUGUUUGGCAAUCGACGAACAGCACUGGAGGCAGUGGCUACACAGCAGGGGCCUCGAUUACCCUCCCUGAAGGAUUUUAGAUGGAGAGUGGAUGUGGCCAUAUCAACAAGCUCCCUAGCUCGUGCCUUGCAGCCCUCCAUUUUAAUGCAGAUGAAGCUCUCAGAUGGAAAGGCCCAUCGCUUUGAGGUGCCUGUUUCCAAGUUCCAAGAACUCCGAUACAACGUUGCGCUUAUUCUUAAAGAGAUGAACGAUCUGGAGAAGAGAAGCGUUUUGAAGAUUCAAGAUUAACCGUGCAUGUCAGUAAGGUUAUUAGAAGAUGGUUUCAUCAGGCAAGGUUUUUGCUGUAAAAAGGAUUUAUAUGAUUUUGACAUGUCAUACUGUAGAUAUUAAAUAUGAUUAAUUGUA